GCGCGCGCCUGCGGGGUGCCGCUGCUGCUCGACGCGGAGCAGUCGGACAGGCAGCCCGCCGUCCACCUGCUCGCCGCGGAGCUGCAGCGCGAGUUCAACUCGGGGGGCGCCGCCGUGGUCUACGACACCGUGCAGAUGUACCUGCGGGCGGCCCCCGAGCGCCUGGAGCGCGGCCUCGCGGCCGCGCGGGCCGGCAGCUACGCGUACGCGGUGAAGCUGGUGCGCGGCGCGUACAUACAGCAGGAGCUGCCUCGGGGCACCGUGCACGCCAGCAAGGCCGCCACGGACGAGGCCUACGACGCCGCGCUGUCCCGGCUGCUCGGCUGCAUCGCCGCGCCCGGCGGCGGCCCCGCCGCCGCCGUGGUCGUCGCGACGCACAACCGCGCCUCGGUGGAGUGGGCGACCGCGGAGAUGGCGCGGCUGGGUGUCGGCCGGGGCGACCCGCGCGUGCACUUCGCGCAGAUACUCGGGAUG
This is a messenger RNA of Prorocentrum cordatum, 474 nucleotides long. Lineage: Eukaryota; Dinophyceae; Prorocentrales; Prorocentraceae. The record is from the annotation of a GenBank genome assembly.